AUAAUUAUGAAAUCCCAUAUUAUUCUAACUUUAUUGUUCAUCUCAGCUUUGGCUACUGUUGAAAGAGAUGCAAAUCAAGAAGCACUAGAAGGAGUUUGGUCCUAUUUUAAUUAAAAAGGUCCAUUUACAGUCACCAAAUGUGGAACUGACUAAGAUCAUAAAGAUGCCUAUCUAUUUACAGGAUAUUUCCUUAGAAAAGCCGAUAUAGCUUCAACAUCUGAAAUUAAUCCAUUAAUUGCUGAAGGUCAAUAAUUCUAUAAUGUAUUCAUUCUAUAUUUAUUAUAGUCUUUACCUAUUGAUACAAGAAAUUGCUUUGAAAAUAAUGAAGAAGUUAUUGAUCUUGGCAAAUUUUUAGGAAUUGAUUAAUACACUGAAGAUCAAUUAUAAGAUAAAAUAACUAAUUGGGUUGGAACACAUUUCUUUGUUUAUAAGAGAUUAAUCAAAGCAGCUGGAAAUGAUUGGAAUAAUUGGAAAGAUUAUGAAUAAACAGGAAGAGAUUUGGCUGAAUUAUUACAAAGAAUUCUAACAGAUACAUAAGAAUGAAAAUCAUAAUCAUAUUAAAAUAUUUUUUAUUUAUUUAUUUC
Paramecium sonneborni is the source of this 584-nucleotide messenger RNA. Lineage: Eukaryota; Ciliophora; Oligohymenophorea; Peniculida; Parameciidae. The record is from the annotation of a GenBank genome assembly.